Molecule: messenger RNA, 666 nt
Organism: Rhipicephalus sanguineus (brown dog tick)
Lineage: Eukaryota; Metazoa; Arthropoda; Arachnida; Ixodida; Ixodidae
Product: alpha-tocopherol transfer protein-like
Exons: 3
Coding region: 1-480 (159 amino acids)
Cellular component (GO): membrane
Molecular function (GO): phosphatidylinositol bisphosphate binding
Source: RefSeq, a predicted model, not a curated record
AUGGAAAUCACAAAGGACGGUCUACGCGUUGUGCCAGACGACGACGCCCUUCUCAUGUUUCUACGUACCAAAAAAUACGACGUCCAGAAAGCCGCGAAGAAGAUCAGAAACUACUUCCGCGUCCGCAAGGACAUGCCGGAGUAUUUCGAAGACCUGACGCCUUCCAGCAUCCCGUACCAGGCCGUGUUCCACGAUCACAAGCUCAUCAUGCACGCCAGGGAGAGGGACUCCGAGGGCAGAGCUGUUGGGUUCCUCAAGUUUGGCGCCUGGAAUAGCGACAUCUGCUCCAUGAGCAACCUUAUGAGGUGCCUCCUACUGGCCGCCGAAUGUGGUCUUCUCGAAGUGGACGCGCAACUACACGAGGUCGUCGCUGUCGUAGACCUCCAAGGCUUCAGCGUCAGCCACUUGAAGGAGCUGACUCCGUGGUUCCUUCGACGAGUCAUCCUCAUUGCUCAGGCAAGUGGAAUGCCCUUAGUAUAAACAUAGGAACAAUAAGGUCAAUACACAAUGAUAUAAUUCACGCAUGACCAAAUAGCAACAAACAGUGUCUUGGCCUUGUAAAUGCAGUCGCUUUUCAAGAGCACGAGCGCUAAGGCGACAAUUAUUUAGAGUAUAGUUCCACUUUUGUCUCUUUCCUUACAAUCUCGCAAUAGUUAGCAGGUAUAU